Messenger RNA from Boleophthalmus pectinirostris (great blue-spotted mudskipper), 1009 nucleotides. RefSeq names its product peroxiredoxin-1-like. Lineage: Eukaryota; Metazoa; Chordata; Actinopteri; Gobiiformes; Gobiidae. Gene Ontology annotation, biological process: leukocyte activation; hydrogen peroxide catabolic process; cellular response to stress. The record is from RefSeq and is a predicted model, not a curated record. Gene Ontology annotation, cellular component: cytosol. Gene Ontology annotation, molecular function: thioredoxin peroxidase activity.
UGCUGUUAAGUUAAGUUCCGGUGAUCGCUGCAGUCACGCCUCCUUGCCUUGCUCAUAAUUUGGCCGCCCCUUCUCUACUGUUCUCUGACUCCAGACUCUACACUCUCCAACGUUUUUACACGGCAUUACUUCAAAAACAGUUAUUUCCACCACCAGCACCAUGGCUUCUGGAAACGCUAAGAUCGGCCAGGCUGCCCCCAACUUUCAGGUCACAGCACUAUACAUGGAUGGAUCCUUCAAAGAGAUAAAGUUGUCAGAUUACAAAGGAAAAUACGUGGUGCUCUUUUUCUACCCUCUGGACUUCACCUUUGUUUGUCCCACUGAGAUCGUGGCUUUCAGUGACCGAGCAGAUGAGUUCCGUCAAAACAACUGUGAAGUUAUUGGUGCUUCUGUUGACUCCCACUUCUCUCACCUUGCCUGGACUAACACUCCAAGGAAACAAGGAGGCCUGGGUAAAAUGAAAAUCCCUCUUCUUGCAGACCUUACCAAAUCCAUUUCCAGAGACUAUGGUGUGCUCAAGGAGGAGGACGGCAUUUCCUACAGGGGGCUGUUCAUUAUUGAUGAUAAAGGCAUUCUGAGACAGAUCACCAUCAAUGACUUGCCCGUGGGUCGCUCUGUGGAUGAAACCCUGCGUCUGGUACAGGCCUUUCAGUACACCGAUAAGCAUGGAGAAGUCUGCCCUGCUGGCUGGAAACCUGGCAGUGAUACAAUCAUCCCAGAAGUUGGAAAGAGCCAAGCUUACUUCUCCAAGCAGUAAAAACAAACCUCUGCCUCUGGUUUCCCAACAGCACUUGCCGCAAAUGAUUCCUAGCAGUUGCGUCCAUUUAUGUUCACACACAUGGGGUUAAAUGUUUUUUCUUGUCCAGUGUAGAAUGAUUGGGCCGACCUCAUAGUCUAAAGCACUGAAUGGUAGUUGUUGUUUUACAAAAGAAAUGAUCAAUAUUUGUUCUUUCUAAUGACUAAUGUAACCAUCUUAAAUAAAAAGAAAAUGCUUAAUAAAAAAAUCCAA